Molecule: messenger RNA, 534 nt
Organism: Alternaria arborescens
Lineage: Eukaryota; Fungi; Ascomycota; Dothideomycetes; Pleosporales; Pleosporaceae
Exons: 1
Coding region: 1-534 (177 amino acids)
Source: RefSeq, a predicted model, not a curated record
AUGCUCGAGUCUUCGGCUUACGACAAAUUGUACUGGACCUCCCUCCAACUUAACGUCUUCCUCGGAAUGUGGUUGUCGUCCGCCGCGGAGCUGAUAAAGAAGGUGCAAAAUGGAGGAGGAAAACAAAACACGCUCCGACUCACGGCCAACAAAGACAAACCUGUAGGCGCCAUAGAACCCAUAGACGUCAGCGUGGUUGCAGCGAAGCUAUUGGUUGAGAACGACAUUGCAAAGCACAACAAAGCGAAAUACGUUUUGAAUGGCCCAGAAAGCAUUACCGGCGCUCAAAUUGUGGCGAUGGUGGAGGAACGCAUUGGGGCGAAGGUUGACAAUGUUGUCUUCAGGGACAACUCAAUACUGGAUAAUUCUGCAGCGGCAUCUCCAGAGUUGAAACAUCUUUUCGCCACGAUGAAGGAAGCAGCAGAUGAGACAUUCGACUCUCCUCUUCCGACUGUGCCAACUAGUCAGGAGAUUCUUGACUUAGCACCGCCGAAGAGUACUCCGGUCAGUGUUCUAGAGCAGCUACUAGGGUAG